CAGAUCUUGUGCAUGAUUGUUUGCAAACAUUGGAAACUGUUUAUUCUUCAAGACCAAAUUUGAGAGACAGACCUCUUGAAAAAGCUGACCUGGAGUUCUACACUGAUGGCAGCUCGAGUAUAGAGAAUGGAAUUCGAAAAUCCGGAUACGCUAUUGUGACUACACAGAAUGUGAUAGAAGCAGGACCUUUAAACCCAUCUGUUUCAGCUCAAAAGGCUGAACUCAUUGCUAUGACUCGGGCUUUGCAAUUGGCGGCCAACAAAACUGUCAAUAUUUAUACUGACUCUAAAUAUGUUUUCCUUGUUUUACAUGCUCACGGAGCACUAUGGAGAGAGCGAAGUCUACUUGAUUCAAAAGGAACAGGCAUUAAGCAUAGCAAGCAGAUAAAAGCCCUCCUCAAGGCAGUCUGGGAACCAAAAGAGGUAGCGGUAAUGCAUUGCAAAGCACAUCAAAAAAAAAAUGAUGAUCCCUCCACAAAAGGUAAUCGAUUUGCUGACGCUACAGCAAAGAAAGCAGCUAAAAAACCUCAGACGGACUUGCUGCCCGAAGUAAGUAAUCUGUUACCUCUCCUCCCAGACUUAUACCAGCCUGUGACACCACAGUACGGGGAAAGAGACAAACAAUUGAUAAGAGAGUUUCAAGCAAAGAAGGGGGAGCAUGGGUGGCUAGUAGCAAAGGAUGGCCGCAUUAUCAUCCCAGCUGCCUGGGUUCAUGUGGUAGUGAAGAGAGCUCAUCAUGGCACCCACUAUGGACCCAGGGCCCUGAUAAGGUGGAUCAGUCACUAUGUAACUGGAGUGGGAUUAAGAGAGGCUGCCAAGAAGGUAUCAGAGACAUGUGAGGUCUGCCAGAGAAAUAACCCAAAAGGAGGGAGAAAAGAAACUUCAGGACAUCAGAGAAUAGGCAAUGGGCCAGGAGAAGAAUGGCAGGUGGAUUUUACUGAGUUACCCCGGCAACAGGGGAUGAGAUAUCUCCUUGUCUUUGUGGACACUUUCUCUAAUUGGGUUGAGUGCUUCCCAUGUCGGACUGCCCAAGCCCGAGAGGUGGUCAAGGCACUCCUAUGAGAAAUCAUACCUCGCUUCGCACUUCCAAAAGGAAUAGGGUCAGACAAUGGCCCACAUUUCAUUGCACAAAUUACUCAGAAGGUUUCUGAGUUCCUGGGAAUCAGCUGGCAUUUACACACCCCUUGGAGACCCCAGUCCAGUGGAAAGGUGGAACGUAUGAAUCAGACCUUAAAAAGACACCUUGCAAAGAUUUGCCAAGAAGCUCGACGCAAAUGGCCAGAGGCCCUACCCUUGGCCCUGUUACGAGUAAGGGUCGCACCACAUUCUAAAUUGGGAUUAAGCCCAUUUGAGAUAAUGUAUGGUAAGCCUUACCCUCUGAGUCUGCCCAUGGGUACUGAACAACAGUUACAUGUUUUAGGAGAGGGAAUGAUUAGAGAAUAUGUAUGGUCUUUGGUUUCUGUUUUGUCUUCCGUCCAUCAGCAGGUACGGGAUGUGCUGCAGAC
Messenger RNA from Alligator mississippiensis (American alligator), 1504 nucleotides. RefSeq lists its product as uncharacterized. The transcript has a single exon. Gene Ontology annotation, biological process: DNA integration. The coding region runs from base 231 to 1061 and encodes 276 amino acids. Gene Ontology annotation, molecular function: RNA stem-loop binding; RNA-DNA hybrid ribonuclease activity. The record is from RefSeq and is a predicted model, not a curated record. Lineage: Eukaryota; Metazoa; Chordata; Crocodylia; Alligatoridae.